CAAGUGGAAGCAAUUUGCAGGACAAGAAAAACUUGUUUUCCUCCUCCAGUGGAAGCAAUUUGGACAAAACUUUCAAAAGUUUUUCUUCAGGAAGUGGUGCGGGUUUAGCAGGUCUUGCUGGUUCAACACCAGUUAGUGAAAGUUCCUAUUCCAAGUUUCCUGGUUCUGUCGAAAAAGAACUUUUUACAAAGAAAAGUGAAGAAUUUUCUAAAGUCAUCAAAGAGUACAAAAGCACUUCCAGAAAUUCUGAGUUGCUAUCAGAAGAGAAACGCGAAGAACGAUAUUCCAGUUCAAGUGGAGAUCCGAUUCCAGUAAGACCAGUUAUAGAUCCAGUUGGAUCUUUUGGGGAAGUUCUAGCUUCUACCGGAACCGGAGCAACAAAAUUCGGCACAGAUACUGGAUUUUCCGGUACGACAACCGGAAUUUCAACCAGCACCAGUACAAAUUCAACAACCAAUAACGUCAGUGCAAAAUUGCCCAGAGUACAAAAUCCGACGAUUACUUUGUUGCAGAAGGCAAGAGCAGAAGGGCAGUUGCCCAAGGGCGCGAGUUAUUUGGAAGAGACCUCAAAAAUUCCAAAAGAACAAAGUCCGGGUGGCUUGUCGCCCGGAGAAAUUACAGUCUAUUCCCUGAAGAAAGAAUAUACAGAACCUGUGCCUGAACCUAAGGUCAAAAAGAUGGCCGAUUUAGGCCCUAGGAAAUUCGAAGGGAUUGGCCCUACGACCAAGGAUGGAAUGCCAAUUGUACUUAGAUCUGAAGUGAAAGAAAACAAUCAAGCGAAAUGGUACAAACGAAUGUACGACACGAUACACAAAAGUCCGAACGAUGAUUUUGUCACAGUACGAUACAAAACUCGAAGAGUUCUGUGGCCGCCCGCAGGUCGCUACCCGCACUACUCGUCCUGCUCCAGGCCUGGUUCGAGUCUCGGGAGAUCAGUUGCAGGAGCAGAACAAAGAGGUCAGGCCAACGGUUAUGCGAGCGAACCCGAACCUGCUCUCGGUUACGAUUCGGAUUAUUACGAGGACAGAGGCGGAGCAGGGUUCAGGAGCAGCAGUCGGACUGAUAGCAGAUAUGAACAAAGUGUUUAUAAAAAUCAGCCUGGCAGGAUCGAAGACUACACACCAGGUUGCAGUUCUUUGGCAGAACGAGAAACAAAACAGUGGUGGGAUGAAGUAAUGGACAUAUUUGACGGGCAUCUCGAGCAGCAAAAAUAUGCGACGACCACCAAUUCCAAAUCUUAUGGACAUUUAUCAAGGGCUUUGCAAGAACAAGGUUACGAAAGCGAUUCCCAAUUACUAAGACGCCGAAAUGGAGAAAUGUCGUCACCAGCUGCUCCUCUAAGUCCUCCUCAGCAACGGGAGGCCUAUAGAAACCUCCAGGCUGGAGGCGAUGCUCCUAUACAAGGAUUCCGAAAACCUGCUCCUGAGCGCCCGAAAGACCCUGAAGUGCCUCCACCGCCGCCACCAAAAGGCCAGCCAAUUGGAGGACAAUACAGACCAGAAUCUCCAUAUCGGUACGUGGACGGCGAGGUGACCAUACACUACAGGUCGCCUGUGAGAAGAGAGGCCCUUGACGCCUGGUCAGAGGAGGAAUUGGCCAGGCGACAGGCCGAGGCAAUGCGCAUCAGGCACAAGGAGGAGAGGCGAAGGAAAUAUCUACUGGAAUUGCAAGACAUGAACAACCGUCGCCACGCCGACAAUUUCACGCCUGACCAGAAAUCUCCGAUUCCUUUGAAUCGUUUUGACGAUUUUGUGGGUGCAGAGCCGACGAUAACGAACGAGCUGAAAAAUCGACCAGAGAGACGAAUCGUUGCCAGGGCUUUGUACAAUUUCCAGGGUCAAUCUGCUCGCGAAUUGAGUUUCCGCAAAGGCGACUUGAUCUAUGUCAGGAGACAACUGGACAGAAAUUGGUAUGAGGGUGAACACAAUGCUGCGGUAGGGAUGUUUCCAUAUAAUUAUGUCGAGAUUUUGCCCCAUGAUGGCAUACGCCAAGUGCAACGCAAACCUGUCGAAGGCCAAGCAAGGGCCAAAUUCAAUUUUAUCGCCCAAACCAAUUUGGAGUUAUCUUUACUGAAGGGCGAAUUGGUCACGUUGACUAGAAGGGUUGAUGAAAAUUGGUUUGAAGGUCGUAUAAACAACAAACGAGGCAUAUUCCCAGUAUCCUACGUCGAAGUCCUCGCAGACAUCGGCAGUGCUUCCUCGCUGCCAGCCCUGGACACCGCCAAACCAGUGGCGUCCCCGGCAGCCCAUUCUCUGAUGACGAACGGUGCGAGACACCAGAGCAUGGGCGCACAUCAUUACGUGCCGCCGCCCUGUCCAGGAAUCGGGCACUUGGCUGGUUCUACGGGAAAUGUUAAGACGACGAGGCCGACUUCCAUUGAAAAUACUCUGACUGUUGAUACUCAUACGGAACCAGUGGCAUAUCGUGCUCUGUACAAGUACAAACCUCAGAAUUCUGAUGAAUUGGAGUUGGCCGAAGGUGACAUUGUUUAUGUUUUAGAGAAAUGUGAUGAUGGGUGGUAUGUUGGGUCUUCGCAACGUACAGGUUGCUUUGGAACUUUCCCUGGAAAUUACGUGGAAAAAAAUUAAGCGAGGUAAAACCAAAUACGCAACUAAACUAAAUAUUUAAUUUUAUCAAUUUUGGAAAAAGUUGCGUACGAAAUUUUAUUGAAAAAUUUGUUUUUAUUGUUACAGAGUUUUAAUUAA
Molecule: messenger RNA, 2705 nt
Organism: Ctenocephalides felis (cat flea)
Lineage: Eukaryota; Metazoa; Arthropoda; Insecta; Siphonaptera; Pulicidae
Gene: CAP
Product: sorbin and SH3 domain-containing protein 1
Exons: 20
Coding region: 678-2588 (636 amino acids)
Molecular function (GO): protein binding
Source: RefSeq, a predicted model, not a curated record